Messenger RNA from Diachasmimorpha longicaudata, 2268 nucleotides. It is a transcript of the gene 26-29-p, whose product is annotated as Cathepsin K1. NCBI's taxonomy places the organism in Eukaryota, Metazoa, Arthropoda, Insecta, Hymenoptera, Braconidae. Bases 264 to 1925 code for a protein of 553 amino acids. Gene Ontology annotation, biological process: positive regulation of apoptotic signaling pathway; positive regulation of peptidase activity; immune response. Gene Ontology annotation, molecular function: cysteine-type endopeptidase activator activity involved in apoptotic process; cysteine-type endopeptidase activity. The record is from RefSeq and is a predicted model, not a curated record. Gene Ontology annotation, cellular component: lysosome. The transcript has 6 exons.
GAACGUGACUGAUUGAGUUGGAGGGCUUUUUGCUACACUGUUUCAGUCUUAUAAUUGCUCAAUUGGAUAUUUAUAUUUCACAAUGUACGACAGUAAUAACUGACGAGCCUUAGUGCUUUUUUUAGAAGCAUUGAAAAUUUCCUCUCUCUAACCAGUAAAUAUCUCCAUUGUUCAACAUAAUUAAGUGAGCCACUAUCAAAGAAGACGCCUAGCAGCGUCUUAUUAGUGUUGUACCCUUUGUAGUGAUUGCAUCUAUCGAGAAAAUGAUAAUAAACAGCAUGAGAUAUCAGUGGCUGGUGACCUUCUCCUUUCUGGCGAGUUGUGCUGCAGCUUCAACCGCUCCAGUAUUUAGCAGUCAAUACGUCGCUAAAGGAACACUUUACAUCCCCUACGCAGAGAUCAAGGAGCCUUUUUAUGCGUGGUACGACUCACAGAGGGGAUCCAGUCGCAUUGAUUAUUAUGGCGGGAUGGUGAAGACCUUCCAAUUGAGUAAUCAGGGUCCUCACGGUACAAUGCUCAAGCUCGCACCAGUAACAACAGAAGCCGAAAUGAAUGUGGAAAAAUGUAUGAAAGUUGAAGGUGACAGCAGUGGGCCAGUGGGAAUUCAGUCUAUAGUUCCUGAUACCCACGGUAUGGAGUGCAUUGGCGAGGAGAUGAUCAACAGCCUUCCCUGUGAAAAAUGGCGUUUGACAGAAACAAUCGGGAAAAAGACCAACAAAUACACUCUCUGGAUUAGGUACAAGAAAUCAAUAACUGGCGCCAAAGAACCCAUUCCAAUCAUGUACGAAAUGAAGGGAUUCAACAGUCUAUUGGGCUCACACUACGAUCAUUAUUAUCUUAUGUAUGAUUGGUAUUCAUACGAGACCCCUAGCGCUGAUGUUUUCAACGUUGAAGCCAAUAUGACCUGUGGCAGCUUCCCUGGACCUGGUGAUAGGCAUGUAGCGACCUUCAACCCAAUUCGUGAAUUUGUCCACAACGAUAAUCAUCACGUGGACGUGGAGUUUGAUCGUUUCAGGAAGCAUCACGGUCGAAAUUACUCGAUUGAUCAGAAGGAAUACCAUCGUCGCAAGACGGUGUUCCGGCAAAAUCUGAGACUCAUUCACUCUACAAAUCGGGCCAAUUUGGGAUUUCAACUUGGUGUGAAUCACUUGGCGGAUCGUACGGAUACAGAACUCGCGGCGUUGAGAGGGAAACAAUACUCUGAGGGGAUGGAUAAUGGAGGUAUGGCAUUUCCACAUAAUAUUGAAGAGGAAAUUAAGGAUGUUCCUGAUAAUUUCGAUUGGCGUCUAUUUGGGGCAGUUACCCCAGUGAAAGAUCAAUCGGUCUGUGGUUCCUGCUGGAGUUUUGGUACAACAGGUGCAAUCGAGGGUGCCUACUUCGUGAAACACAAUAAAUUAGUAAAACUUUCCCAACAAGCCCUGAUUGAUUGCUCCUGGGGAUACGGAAACAACGGUUGUGAUGGCGGUGAGGACUUUAGGUCUUACGCUUUCGUCAUGAAGCAUGGGGGGCUCCCAACCGAGGAUGACUACGGUGGAUAUCUUGGUCAGGACGGCUACUGCCACAUCGACAACGUCACACUCACAGCCACUAUGACGGGAUUUGUUAACGUCACACCUGGUAGUGCAGAAGCCCUAAAAAUUGCCAUUGCUAAACACGGUCCUGUCUCUGUCGCUAUCGACGCAGCUCAUAAAACCUUUUCUUUCUACGCUAAUGGUGUUUACUACGAGCCAACUUGUGGAAAUGGCGAGGCAAACCUCGAUCACGCUGUUCUCGCUGUGGGGUAUGGCACGAUAAAGGGACAGGCUUACUGGCUUAUCAAAAAUUCAUGGUCCACCUACUGGGGCAAUGAUGGAUACAUCCUCAUGGCUCAGAAGAACAACAACUGUGGAGUUCUCACUGCGCCUACGUACGCCGAGAUGGCGUAAAGAAUCCUCCCGUUGAAGAAUUAAUUUUUCAAAUAUAUAAUGAAAUAUGUAAGACAUACAUUAUACAUAUUUUUUAUAGCAAUUAAGUCGAUUUUUUUCAUACUAUAUGUAGUCAAACACACCAUUUUUCCCGUGCGGAUGUGAAAUAAUGUUUUUUUUCCAUACUUUCUAUUACCUAGCCAAUACUUGAUGCUAUUGCAAUGUUGAUGGAAACAAUUUUGUUAGAUUCGUUAGUUGGAAUGAGUAUAUUUUCAGAGCGUAUUUUAACGUUGGCUUUGUAAAAUGCUGUUAUAUUUUUAUUAUAUGAGAAAUAAAUUUACUCAUCAAUAGAAUCGAUUGAAAA